GAUACCUCUUUAGAGAAACGUAAAAAUGAAGAAUUUAGAAAACCAGGGCCUCACCGUUUAAUGGUAUGGGAAACAAUGACAUGAGGAGAAGAAAAGAAAUGAUAGUAAUUUAAACAAUCUGAGAAUAAUCAGGGCUGGAAGAAGUGGCAAAGUAUGCAAAAAUUUCUUUCUCUAUGCUUAGAGAAACCUCCAGAAGACUGCUAUCAUGGCAGAGAAACCCAAGCUCCACUACCUCAAUGCACGGGGCAGAAUGGAGCCCAUCCGGUGGCUCCUGGCUGCAGCUGGAGUAGAGUUUGAAGAGAAAUUUCUAGAAUCUGCAGAAGAUUUGGACAAGUUAAGAAAUGAUGGGAGUUUGCUGUUCCAGCAAGUACCAAUGGUUGAGAUUGAUGGGAUGAAGCUGGUGCAGACCAGAGCCAUUCUCAACUACAUUGCCAGCAAAUACAACCUCUACGGGAAAGACAUAAAGGAGAGAGCCCUGAUUGAUAUGUAUACAGAAGGUAUAGUAGAUUUGACUGAAAUGGUCUCUCUUCUGAUCACAUGUCAACCUGAGGAAAGAGAUGCCAAGACUGCCUUGGUCAAAGAGAAAAUUCAAAACCGCUAUUUCCCUGCCUUUGAAAAAGUCUUAAAGAGCCAUGGACAAGACUACCUUGUUGGUAACAAGCUGAGCCGGGCUGAUAUUCACCUGGUGGAACUUCUCUACUACGUGGAAGAGCUUGACUCCAGCCUUAUCUCCAGCUUCCCUCUGCUGAAGGCCCUGAAAACCAGAAUCAGCAACCUGCCCACGGUGAAGAAGUUUCUGCAGCCUGGCAGCCCCAGGAAGCCUCCCAUGGAUGUGAAAAGUUUAGAAGAAGUAAGGAAGAUUUUCAGGUUGUAAUAAAGCAGCCAUGGAGGCCAAGGACAUGCAAGACCAAUAUUCCAAAGUUUGCAACAAUGAAGUGCUUUACCUAUGUGUGGACUGUGCCUCUUGUAAAGCUAAUAAACUCUUUCCAAUUACAUGCUAAUUAAAUAAUAAAUAA
Cercocebus atys (sooty mangabey) is the source of this 1016-nucleotide messenger RNA. It is a transcript of the gene GSTA5, whose product is annotated as glutathione S-transferase alpha 5. Gene Ontology annotation, biological process: glutathione metabolic process; xenobiotic metabolic process. Bases 206 to 874 code for a protein of 222 amino acids. Gene Ontology annotation, molecular function: glutathione transferase activity. The transcript has 7 exons. The record is from RefSeq and is a predicted model, not a curated record. Lineage: Eukaryota; Metazoa; Chordata; Mammalia; Primates; Cercopithecidae. Gene Ontology annotation, cellular component: cytosol; extracellular exosome.